Messenger RNA from Caenorhabditis remanei, 309 nucleotides. RefSeq lists its product as uncharacterized. The record is from RefSeq and is a predicted model, not a curated record. NCBI's taxonomy places the organism in Eukaryota, Metazoa, Nematoda, Chromadorea, Rhabditida, Rhabditidae. The transcript is spliced from 2 exons. Bases 1 to 309 code for a protein of 102 amino acids.
AUGCACCACUUCAACCACCAACCAUCCAACACCCCGGCUAAUGCCAAUGCUCGGGUCACGGGACAACCAGCUGCUCACAGCCAGUCUGCAUUCGUUCCAACACCAUCACUCCAAUCUCUCUUGAUUUUAGAUUUAUAUUUCACUGACUACUCAAAUUUACCAUUUGCCUGGAACGGAUUAGCAGCAAAUCCGGAAGGUGGGAAUUUAUUAUCAGCUUUGCUUUGCUACAACUCUUCAAUUGAAUCAACUGUGACACUUUGGAAUCCUCAACGUCUGAACUGUGGAGAUAGACUCCAACUUUGCAUCUGA